AUGAGAACUCUCACCCUCCUUGCUGCCAUUCUCCUGCUGGCCCUCCAGGUCCAGGCUGAGCCACUCAGACAGACAGAUGAUGAAAUUCCAGCCCAGGAUGAGCCUGGAGCAGAGGACCAGGACAUAGCAAUCUCCUAUGCAGGAGACAAACGCUCAGCCCCGGAUGCUCCAGCAACUCAGGCUCCUGACACUCCAUACAGGUCACUGGACUCCAGGAGACUCAAUGCCAUGAGGACCCUUGUGUUCCUUGUUGCCAUUCUUCUGCUGGUCCUCCAAGCCCAGGCUGAGCCACUCAGACAAACAGAUGAUGAAAUUCCAGCCCAGGAUGAGCCUGGAGCAGAGGACCAGGAUGUGGCAAUCUCCUUUGCAGAAGACAAACGUUCAGUCCAAGAGGGUUCAGACUUAAGGAGGACCCGUAUCUGCUACUGCAGAAGACUAGUCUGUCAUGUUGGAGAAAGUCACUUUGGGAGAUGCCAGUACAGAGGUCCUUUGUACAGACGCUGCUGCCGCUAA
Molecule: messenger RNA, 513 nt
Organism: Orycteropus afer afer
Lineage: Eukaryota; Metazoa; Chordata; Mammalia; Tubulidentata; Orycteropodidae
Source: RefSeq, a predicted model, not a curated record